AAAAACGGUGGUGUUUCAUUUUUUUAAGAAUUUUUUUUGUAUAAAAAUCUACUUAAUUUCAAGAAGAGUAAAAAUCAAGGAAAUUUAAUAUAGUUGAGAAAAAGCAUAAUAUCAAAAUAUUUGAUAUAAAUAUUCGAAGCAAAGAAAUAUGAGGAAAAAAUUAUUUUAAUUAACGGUAGCUGUAAGUAGCAGACAUCGAAAAAAGGAGGAGCACACAAACACAGAGAACGGAAAGAAAUGAUAUGAAAAUAAAAAGAUGUUUGAAGGCGUGGAAUUAAGUUGUGAAUGAAUGGAUAACAUUAUGUUUUUAAGGCAGACAUUGUGGCGCUAAUUGAAUUUUGAGGCAACUAAGGAAGAGUGUACUUGCAACGGACAGAUUAAGAAAGCAGACACAGCAGGUAGCUAUAUCAUGGGAACUAUAGCUUCAGUGCUACAGUGGUCAUGCACGAAUUGUAAUAUUAUUAAUCCUACCGAAUCAUUAAAAUGUCUCAACUGCGGCACAGUACGCAAAGUGUGCAGUGUAAGCACUUUAAGUGGAACCAGAAAAUUGACUAGCAAUGAUCAAGGGUCUGUUAGCAAUCAUAAAAUACCGGCUGAAAGUAAACCGACCGCGGUAUCGACAACUGAAGAUGAUAAUAAGGAAAAAGAGCUGCUGCUGACGAUUACUAAUCAAGCCAUCAAAGAAAGUGAACGCGAAGAAACGUUGGUUAACAGAAAUGAACUGAGCAAACGCGGUGUUUAUAAAUCUUUGUUACGUGGCUGCCUUAAAAGACCGCAACGUAAUCAACAGAAUUUGCCGGCGAAUUGUGUCGAUUGUGAGAAUACACGAAAGUACGUGAAAAAUUCAAUUGAAUUAUUUCAUCAUUUCUCGAAUCCAUCGUUGAAUCGUCGCUGGAUUUGUGAUAAAUGUGAUUCCGAUAAUAAUUCAGUUACGUGGCAUUGCGUUAUCUGUGACACUGUUAGCUAUUUGGCGCCUAUUUACAAAGAAACUCUUAACCAUCGGAAACUUAGUCAUCAUCAUCAAUAUCAUCACAAACAAUCGAGCUUUGACGGCGGCCAAAAUCCGGAUAAGAAAACGAAACGUCUUAAUAACAAGAAAGCCAACUAUUUUCGUCGCACGCAAAGCUUAACAACCGAGAAAUCAUUCUCAUGCCGUAGUUGUCACAUAUGCUUCGUUAAUAGUCGUAAAGAUAUUUUCAAUUUACCGGAUACCUUUAUGCACAAAUAUUCCAGUAGCGAAACUCAGUCAGGUUCAGAUGAAAUAUUUGCUCCUAUAGGUAGAGCAGCAACCGCGACAUUCAAGGAGCAACCACAAUUUCAACAGGAAUCAUCGAGACGUCUAAAUCAAUUAGUGGGUGGCAAAGAUACAAUUUGCCGUAAGCAUAAUUUGCAACGUGAACCAAAGUGCAAUUUUACAAUAACCACAUUGUCACGCUCCAAUAAGACGUUAAAUGAUACACAAAAUUUCACCAUCCCACACAAUAGUGUGUUCAUUGCUGUUAAUGAUUGGGCAACGCAAGUAGAUGGUAGUCAACAUAAUACCACAAUUAAAAGUGCUAUCGGGUCCUCUGCUACGGCUGCUACUGCUGCUACGGCUGAUGAAAGGCGACGUCAACGUCAUCCGGUGAUAAAAGCGGAAUCACUGCCGCAAUAUUGUGAUAGAACUGACAGUGUCGAUCAUAAGACUCUGCAGCGACGUAGUUCCAAUGAUAAUUAUGCCACAUUUAGUAAAGGCAUGUACAAGCCUCAACAUAUAUACGAGAAUGAUUGUAUUGCUCAACGUGCCGGUGGACGCAUAUCCGCUGUUUUGCCCUUAGUUGGAGGUGACGAUGCCAGUAUUAUUGGUGUUGAAGCAUCCAAUCAGCCCAUUUACGCUGUAGUCAAUAAAAAUAAUAAAUCAAAAAAGCAAUUAAAUGAAUUUAAUGCAAUUGCAAAUGCGACAACAGCCAUACAUCCAAUUAAUUUAUUAAAUAAUAACGGCAAUAACAGUAAUAACAGUAAUAACAAUAGCAGUAGUGGCAACAGCAGUAAUAAUAUCAAUAAUCAGUUUACCAAUAGCACCUCUUCUAAACUACGGACGGGUAAUAAUCAUACGACAAAUUCCAAUAUCGCAUCAGAUAUCAUGGGCAAUAUGUUGCAAACCGAAACGACAAUAUUAGAUGAAACUGCAUCAUUCAUACCACGUGUUGACAGCACCACUACUGGCUCGCAUGAAACGAUGAUCACCACAGCAACAAUUACAGCCGAUACUAAAACUGAUAACAAUGCCGAACAUUCGAUAUACGCGAAAGUAUGGAAAGGACCUCGCAAAACGAGCGAAUCGAAAAUAUUGAAUGUGUCAGUUCCGAUCGGCGGCCGUGUACCUGGAAUACCCGGAACUGUUGUUGCUAUUGGUGGGGUCGGUGGUAUUGUCGUCUCGCGUACUGACAAUAACUCCAUACCGAAUUCACGUCGCAUGUGGACCUGCACAAACUGUUCCUAUGCAUACAAUCGUAUGUGGACCGAACGUUGCGAAAUUUGUGAAACGAUACGUUUACAACCAACGGUAACACAACCCAGUUUAAUUACGUUGACGAAGGCUGAUAAUAUAAUGGCAUCAUCAUUAACAACAACAUCAACAGCGACAACUAUAACUAACACAAACAGCGCAACGACACCCACCACUGAUAAUCCGGUCCGUGCUGGUGGAGAUCAAUGGACUUGUAAAAAAUGCACUCUUGUUAAUUCGGUAUCGGAUAACGCUUGUGUAGUUUGUGGUGGAUCAAAAUUGAAAAGUAUAUCGUCUAUUGAAGAUAUGACGUUGCGUAAAGGUGAAUUCUGGACAUGUGGUCAAUGCACUCUAAAGAAUUCUUUGGCAACGGGUGUUUGUAGUGCCUGUAAAGCUGUGCGUUCACUGCCAAUCGAAAGUGACCGAGACCGCAUUAUGGUAGCUGCGAUUCCUGAGGAGCAAUUGCGUCAUUUAAAUACGACGCUUCUUAAUACAGCUUUACAUAGCGGUUCAGGUGGUAAUAUAUUUAUAGCUGAGGCGAUUUCUCCUAUGGGUUCUCAUAAUACGAAACCUCCAAGUACUGCUGCCAGCAACAGCCAUAAUGUCGGCAGCAAUAAUUUACAACUUCCGCCUAUACGUACAUCACGCAGUCCUUCACCACGUCAGAAUCGUUCUUCAUCGGGUGCCAUACCCAAACGUCAUAGUACUGGCAAUACCGUAACUGGAAUAAUGCCACGUGUCAAUCCUUGCUCAACAACAACCGGUACAAACUCACCGUCGUCCUCUAACGCUUUAAGUUCGAGUAUUAAUCAACAGCAACAACAACAACAACAACAACAGCAACAGCGUCAUAAUGCCAGCAGCAAUAUAACUGCAACAACUACCACAUCGUUGACAACUAAAACUUGGCAAUGUCCUGCUUGUACAUAUGAAAAUUGUUCUGCUUCGGUAGUUUGUGAAAUUUGUUCUAGUCCGCGAGGCUUGGCCAAUGCUUUAACAGAUUUAGUCCUCUUACAAAAAUCCAAUCGCCUGACAACCGACAUACGUCAAGAAAGCAAAUUAAUGGAGAACCUUAGGCAGAUUGAGGAAACUGAAGCUUUACACAAGUGGGAAAAUAUCAUACAAUACUGCCGCGACAAUAAUGAACUAUUUGUGGACGAUUCAUUUCCGCCAGCCCCAAAAAGCCUUUACUAUAAUCCUCAACAAAGUAUGGCCGAAGGUAAUCCAGUUGUUCAAUGGCGUCGCCCUCAUGAAAUUAAUUGCGAUGGUGGAGCGUUUCCGCCAUGGGCAGUGUUUCGUACGCCACUGCCUUCCGAUAUUUGCCAGGGUGUUCUCGGCAAUUGCUGGCUGCUUAGUGCUUUAGCCGUGCUCGCUGAACGAGAAGACUUGGUCAGAGAGGUGUUGGUCACUAAAGAGAUUUGUCCGCAGGGUGCCUAUCAAGUGCGUUUAUGUAAAGAUGGCAAAUGGACAACAGUGCUUGUAGAUGAUUUGCUGCCGUGCGAUAAACGUGGACAUUUAGUUUACUCGCAAGCGAAGCGUAAACAAUUAUGGGUACCUUUGAUUGAAAAGGCUGUAGCAAAAAUUCAUGGCUGCUAUGAGGCACUAGUUUCGGGACGCGCUAUCGAGGGCUUAGCUACACUAACGGGAGCUCCGUGCGAAAGUAUACCUCUGCAAGCCAGUUCGUUACCAAUGCCUAGCGAAGAUGAGCUAGAUAAAGAUCUCAUUUGGGCUCAAUUGUUGAGUUCACGAGGUGUACGCUUUCUAAUGGGCGCUAGUUGCGGUGGUGGUAAUAUGAAAGUCGACGAAGAAGAAUAUCACCGCAAAGGAUUACGGCCACGGCAUGCUUACUCCGUAUUAGACGUCAAGGAUAUACAUGGCCAUCGUUUGCUCAAACUCCGCAAUCCGUGGGGUCAUUUCUCAUGGCGUGGCGAUUGGUCCGAUGAUUCGGAUUUGUGGACAGAAGAAUUACGGGAAAUUUUAAUGCCACAUGGAGCCUCGGAAGGGGUAUUUUGGAUAUCAUUUGAGGACGUUUUAAAUUAUUUUGAUUGCAUUGACAUUUGUAAAGUACGGUCUGGAUGGAAUGAAGUACGUUUACAGGGCACACUACAACCUUUAUGUUCGAUGUCUUGCGUUUUACUUACCGUUCUCGAGCCCACAGAAGCUGAAUUCACCUUGUUUCAAGAGGGACAAAGAAAUUCUGAAAAAUCACAACGGUCUCAGUUGGACUUGUGUGUGGUUAUCUUUCGUACACGCUCGCCGGCUACGCCUGAGAUUGGUCGCUUAGUUGAGCACAGUAAACGACAGGUACGAGGAUUUGUAGGCUGUCACAAGAUGUUAGAACGUGAUAUUUACCUGUUGGUGUGUUUGGCGUUUAAUCAUUGGCACACUGGUAUUGAAGAUCCUCAGCAGUAUCCUCAGUGCAUAUUAGCCAUACAUAGCUCAAAACGUUUACUUGUCGAACAGAUAACGCCACCUCCACAUUUGCUGGCCGAUGCUAUUAUUAGUUUAACACUUACAAAAGGGCAACGUCAUGAGGGGAGGGAAGGAAUGACGGCUUAUUAUUUGACUAAGGGCUGGGCGGGUCUUGUUGUAAUGGUAGAGAAUCGUCAUGAAAACAAAUGGAUACAUGUUAAAUGUGAUUGCCAAGAAAGCUAUAAUGUGGUCUCGACGCGAGGUGAAUUGAAAACUGUUGAUUCUGUACCGCCACUGCAAAGACAAGUUAUUAUUGUUUUGACACAACUGGAAGGCAGUGGCGGCUUUAGCAUUGCCCACCGUCUAACACAUCGUUUAGCCAACUCACGUGGUCUUCAUGAUUGGGGUCCGCCGGGAGCAACACACUGUCCACCCAUAGAAACAGUACACGGUUUGCAUGCACCGCGACUCAUCACUUAAUUUCAGCAUUCACCCGUAUUUUCUAGUCGUCAGUGAGUUUUUAUUUUGAUAUAUAUUAUUUUCUAUGUAUAUUUUUGCAGACAAACCAAAAUUUUCUAAAAAAAAAAAAAACAAAAACAAAAAAAAACAAAAAAAAAAAAAAACGAAGCCUAUAAAUACUUUAAAUCCAUACACUACUAAUGCAUAGACAGACAUUGUAUAUCAUUAAGAGUAUUUAUUUCGUAUUAUUUAAAGAAAAAAAAAAACAAAAGCAACUAAGGAACAAAAAUGAGAUUCUGUUUCACAUCAUUUC
Messenger RNA from Glossina fuscipes, 5672 nucleotides. It is a transcript of the gene sol, whose product is annotated as calpain-D. Gene Ontology annotation, molecular function: calcium-dependent cysteine-type endopeptidase activity. The record is from RefSeq and is a predicted model, not a curated record. Gene Ontology annotation, biological process: proteolysis. Gene Ontology annotation, cellular component: cytoplasm. The coding region runs from base 410 to 5380 and encodes 1656 amino acids. The transcript has 10 exons. Lineage: Eukaryota; Metazoa; Arthropoda; Insecta; Diptera; Glossinidae.